AUGGAAUAUACGGAUGGAUAUAUGUCGAAUGAGCAUCAAGAACAGCUUCGAUCUGUUUCAGAAAGCUCAGAUCCAUCAUCUGUCUCCCCAUUAGCCGUCUGCACCUCCCCGAAAUCUCCCAGCUGGUCUCCAAAAGAUCAUCAAGGCAAGCAAGGAAGACAUUUAAAGAAUGAAAGAAAUUCUCAUGUUCAAAGAGAUGGCCGCCCAAAGAAAGGUGGUUGUGGAGGAAAAGGUACCUGGGGAGGGCUGCUUGAUACUGAUAAUGGCUGUGCUAUUGAACCCAGUGAUCCAAAUUACAGUAGCAAUGAGGUAUUUUCAGCUCAAUCGACGAGAAAAACAGCUCAACAAUUCAAUGAGUACAAGAAAAAGGUUACUGUAAUCUUGCAGGAGUAUUUUGAGAACGAUGACAUUAGCUCAACCGCGAGCGAAUUGAGAGAACUGGGAAUGCCUUGCUACGACUUCUAUUUCGUGAAGAAGCUCGUUUCCAUGGCUAUGGACAGGCACGACAAGGAGAAAGAAAUGGCGGCGCUUUUACUCUCAUCACUCUACGUUGACCUCAUCGCUCCAGAUCAAGUUUACGAAGGCUUCACUAAACUUCUGGAAUCCGCCGACGAUUUGGUCGUGGAUAUACCGGAUACGGUUGACGUUCUGGCAGUGUUCAUAGCCCGAGCGGUGGUCGACGACAUGCUCCCGCCGGUUUUUCUGGUGAAAGUCACCGCCUCUCUGCCGGAAAAUUCUAAAGGACUCGAGGUCAUCAACAAGGCCAAGAAGAGCUACUUGUCGGCUCCGCUGCACGCCGAAGUGAUUGAGCGGCGGUGGGGCGGAAGCCGAAACAGAACGGUUGAGGAUGUUAAGGGGAAGAUUAACAAUUUGUUGAAAGAGUAUGUAGUGAGCGGAGAUAAGAAAGAAGCGUUUAGAUGCGUCAAGGAUUUGAAUGUCCCUUUCUUCCACCAUGAAAUUAUAAAACGAGCUGUGAUUAUGAUCAUGGAAAGGAAGCCGGCGGAGAGCCGGCUUCUAGAUCUAUUGAAGACGGCGGCGGAAGAAGGAUUGAUCAAUUCCAGCCAAAUCUCGAAAGGUUUCAGUCGGAUUAUCGAUUCAAUUGACGAUCUCUCUCUGGACAUUCCAAACGCGAAGUUCAUUCUUCAAUCAUUGAUAUCGAAAGCGGCGUCGGAGGGGUGGCUAUCGGCUUCGUCUCUGAAGCCGAUAUCUUCCGUACAGCCUGGAAAGCAAAAAGCGGUUGAAGACGACGUGAAGCGAUUCAAGACGAAAGCGCAGUCGAUAAUCCAAGAGUAUUUUCUGAAUGGCGAUAUUGUAGAAGUGAGUAGCUGUCUCGAAUCAGAGAAUCCUUCUUAUUCCCCUGAGCUCAACGCAAAUUUCAUCAAGAAACUGAUUAGCCUCGCCAUGGACAGGAAAAAACGAGAGAAAGAAAUGGCCUCCGUCUUGCUCUCCUCCCUAUGUUUCCCAACCGAGGACGUGGUGAGCGGUUUCACAAUGCUAAUCGAAUCCGCCGACGACACGGCGCUCGACAUCCCGGCGGCGGUGGAGGAUCUCGCGAUGUUCCUAGCCAGGGCGGCGGUGGACGAAGUCCUCGCCCCGCAACAUCUCGAAGAAAUCGGCUCCCAACUCUCCGAAGUAAACUCCAUCGGCAACAAAGUCGUCCAGAUGGCCAAAUCUCUCCUCAACGCCCGCCUCUCCGGCGAGCGAAUACUCCGGUGCUGGGGCGGCGGCGGCAGCUGCUCCAACGGCUGGAGCAUCGACGACGUCAAAGACAAAAUCGGAAAACUUCUAGAAGAAUUCGAAUGCGGCGGCGACUCACGAGAAGCCUGCCGCUGCAUAAAGGAGCUAGGGAUGCCGUUCUUCCACCACGAAGUCGUCAAAAAGGCGCUGGUGAUCAUCAUAGAGAAGAAAACCGACGAGCGGCUAUGGAAUCUCCUGCGCGAUUGCUUCAACACCGGUCUGGUCACCAUGAAUCAGAUGAUCAAAGGAUUCAUGAGAGUUGAAGAGUCGAUGGAUGACCUAGUUUUGGACGUGCCGGAUGCAAGAACAAAGUACAAACAUUACGUGGAACGGGCGAAGAUGGAAGGAUGGUUGGACUCAACGUUUACAGUUAAUAGGGCCGGACAACAACAACCUAUGGAAAAUGGCUUCUAA
Ipomoea triloba (trilobed morning glory) is the source of this 2151-nucleotide messenger RNA. Its product is annotated as MA3 DOMAIN-CONTAINING TRANSLATION REGULATORY FACTOR 2. Bases 1 to 2151 code for a protein of 716 amino acids. NCBI's taxonomy places the organism in Eukaryota, Viridiplantae, Streptophyta, Magnoliopsida, Solanales, Convolvulaceae. The record is from RefSeq and is a predicted model, not a curated record. Gene Ontology annotation, biological process: negative regulation of DNA-templated transcription. The transcript has 3 exons.